Pieris macdunnoughi is the source of this 1518-nucleotide messenger RNA. The record is from the annotation of a GenBank genome assembly. NCBI's taxonomy places the organism in Eukaryota, Metazoa, Arthropoda, Insecta, Lepidoptera, Pieridae.
AUGGUUGUACGAAUUGUAAUAGCUGGUGAAUCACAGUGUAAAGCGUUUGCUGAAAUAUGCCUCGUGGCAGAUCAUUUAUCAAAAAAAUUACCUGAUUUUCGCUAUGAGCGUAUAGAAAAACCAGUAUUGGAGUGGAAUGCUUGGAUGUACAAAAUAAAUCAGAAAAAUAAAUGGCAUCAUAGUGGCUCACCCCUUGUUUGGAAAGAAUUAUUGGCAACAGGCAGUAAGCCCUUUUAUAUCGGAGGCGGACCAGAGUUUUUAGAUUAUUGCUACUCUUAUUACAAAUUUGAUGUUUUCAUGGCGCCUGCGAGAUAUGAAAAUUUAGUUUUAAACUACAGACAAUACAACAAAAAAAUAAAACAGGAAUCUAAAUUUCAUAUUGAUGUCGAAUUUGAAAUGGAAGAAGACACUGUAAAAAACACUUUUAGUGUAUGUAUAUCUGGAUCCGGAAAUCCAAUCACUAUGCAUUUGAUAUCUGAGUUAUUAGAAUUGAGUUCUAGCGAAAAGGGUAUUUAUAAAGUUUAUAUAUACGACCACCGGUGCUCUUCAUCUUUUAUGGAAUUAGUUGAACGUGAAUGUAGUUUCAUCGAGACCAAUUACGCAGCAAAAGUAGUCAAAUACGUAGACAAAAUUGGCCUGGCCCUUACUAAUACGGAUGUUUUAAUAAUACUUGAUCAUGUUCCGUUCAGUCCAGAACAAUCUAUUGGGGGAUGGUUAUACGAAAACAAAAAAAUUAUGCAAAACAUUGCUCAAAUGAUAAAUGCAUCAGCAUCAUCAAAAAUGAAAAUAAUUCUACCCAAUUUGGGCCCAGCUUGUUACAAUGCUACAGUUUUAUCAGAAUCACUAACACAUAUCAGUAAACAUAACAUAGUAAUUGCUACAUCAGAUUUAGGAAUGGAAGUUACACCUAUUAUUGCAAAAAUUGCUGAAAUUCCUAUGAGAAAUAUGUUUUGCCCACCAGUUUGGGGUUUCGUUGGAGUCAAUCAUUUAGUAGAUAUAAAUAAUUCAAUUCAUAAAUACAAUGAAUUUUACCCUUUUAAUAGAUAUAAAAAAGUUAAAAAUUCUAGUUUGUGUAUUGGCUCAUUAACGCCACAAAUGAGAACUAUAGAAUAUUUAAUAUUCUUCGAUGAAUCCUUGUGGAUAAAAGUUGCAGAAGAAAAGACAAAGUCUAUAGAUAGUGCAUGCCUUAAUAAAAGCAUAGCGAUUUUAGAUUUACUUAAAUCAUGGCUGGUUGACGAAAAUCCCGAAGAAAUUAUAACUCUUGGUGUUCAUUGUGAUGGGUCAUUUGGAUUGGACUUUGAUGGUUACUUCUCUCAGCCAUGCCGCCUUAGUAAUGGAAAAUGGAGACCUUUUAAGAAUUAUAUGUUACCGAAAACGCCACAUAUGACUCUUUCUUACUUAUUAAGUAUGGCUAAGUUUACGAUGACAUUAGAAAAAAAUGAUUUACCUAGGAUUAUUCCAAGAAAAAUUUGUAUUUGUAAACGAAAACAGUAUGUCAAAAAGAAUGUGUGGUAUUAG